Messenger RNA from Egretta garzetta (little egret), 420 nucleotides. Its product is annotated as histone H2A-beta, sperm. Gene Ontology annotation, molecular function: DNA binding; structural constituent of chromatin; protein heterodimerization activity. The transcript has a single exon. Bases 1 to 420 code for a protein of 139 amino acids. Gene Ontology annotation, cellular component: nucleosome. The record is from RefSeq and is a predicted model, not a curated record. NCBI's taxonomy places the organism in Eukaryota, Metazoa, Chordata, Aves, Pelecaniformes, Ardeidae.
AUGUCUGGACGUGGAAAGAAACGCGCAGUGCCGGGCAAACCUGGAGCUGCCUCGAAAAAAACCAAGUCCGCCAGGGCUGGUCUGCAGUUCCCCGUGGGUCGUGUCUACAGGCUCCUUAAAAGAGGGAACUACGCUAAGAGGAUCGGUCUUGGUGCUGCCAUCUACCUGGCUGCAGUGCUGGAAUAUCUGAGCUUGGAGAUCCUGGAGCUGGCAGGGAAUGCUGCCCAGGAAAACAAGAAAGCCAGGAUUGGGCCCAGGCACAUCCAGCUGGCCGUGAGAAACGAUGAUGAGCUGAACAAGCUCUUGUCCUGUGUGACCAUUGCGCAAGGAGGGGUUAUGCCAAAUAUUCUUUCCCAGCUCUGUCCCAAGAAAACUGUCAGAGAUGCUGCUCCUCCUCAGGCACAAAGUGGUAGCCAGUGA